AUGGAGACGAACGGCCCCUCUAAGCACGCCGACUCGGGGCCCUGGACGCCCUCGAGCUGGAAAACCAAACCCAUUGUCCAGUCCGUGCAGUACAGCGACGUUAAGGUAUUCAACGCUUCCGUUCAAAAACUAAACACUCUACCACCCCUGGUCACCCCACAAGAGAUCGUCAAAUUGAAGAAUGAGCUCCGCGAGGUUGCAACAGGAAAUGCCUUUCUCCUCCAAGGAGGCGACUGCGCCGAACUGUUUGACUAUUGCACACAAGAGAUGAUCGAGGCCAAAGUCAAACUCCUGCUCCAGAUGUCGCUGGUUCUGAUCUACGGCGCAAAGAAGAAGGUCGUCCGCGUGGCGCGGAUGGCUGGUCAAUAUGCAAAACCGCGCUCCUCACCCACCGAAAUCGUCAACGGCGUCACUAUGCCUAGUUUCCGGGGGGACAUACUGAACAGUUACGAGGCGGAUCCGGCGUUGAGAGAACCCGACCCUAAACGACUUGUGGACGCGUACUUCCACUCGGCAGCGACGCAGAAUUACCUCCGUGCGGCGUUGGCGAGCGGACUCGCAGAUCUACAUGCACCCCUGGACUGGAGUCUUGGCCAUGUCCGUGAUCCCACUGUGCGGGACAAAUACCAGAUCAUCGUGGAGCGGAUAACGGACACUCUGGAGAUGAUGCGCACCAUCGGGCUGGACACAGGCGGCGGGUUGGAGACGGUCGACCUGUUCACCUCUCACGAAGGGUUGCUGCUGGAAUACGAACAAUCCCUCACUCGAAAAUUCAAACACCCUGCAAACCACCAUCACCACCAAGCCGCCCAUCGCCCUUCAUCUCCCAUCAGCACUCAUCAAAACCAGUCCAAAACUCGCAAAACGUCACUGCCGACACAGCUCCCUCCACCCUUGCCCCCAACAAAGGGCUAUUACGACACCUCGGCGCACAUGCUCUGGAUCGGCGACCGCACACGCCAACUGACACACUCGCACGUCGAGUUCUUCCGCGGCAUCGCCAACCCGAUCGGCGUCAAAGUCGGCCCUACCAUGCCAGCCACGGACCUCGUCCCGCUCUUGGAUAUACUCAAUCCCGGCCACGAAGUCGGCAAAAUCGUCCUCAUCACACGGUACGGAUGUGACAAGAUUGCCACACACCUCCCCGGCCACAUACGCGCGGUGCAACGGUCGAGACACCAGGGCACGGUGGUCUGGCAAUGUGACCCGAUGCACGGCAACGGGCGCAACGCCACAGUCACGCUUCCAGCCCCAGCUCCGACCGAUAAAUCAUCUCCUACACCAGCACAAACAGCAACAGCAGAAACAGCAGCAGCGGCACCGCCUCCCGCCCCCACCACGACGAUCAAGACGCGGCGCUUCUCCGAUAUCCUCAGCGAACUGCACCAGGCUCUCCAAAUCCACCGCGCGCACGGGUCGUACCUGGGCGGCGUGCACCUGGAGCUGACGGGCGAGGCCGUGACUGAGUGCAUCGGUGGCGCCGAGGGCCUGACCGAGGAGCACCUCAGCCUCAACUACGCCACCUUCUGCGACCCUCGCCUGAAUGAGAAGCAGGCCCUCGAGCUGGCCUUUCUCGUCGCAGGUUUUUACAGAGAUGCCCCCCCGGCCCCUGCCGCCGUGUGA
This is a messenger RNA of Cladophialophora bantiana CBS 173.52, 1623 nucleotides long. RefSeq lists its product as uncharacterized. The record is from RefSeq and is a predicted model, not a curated record. Lineage: Eukaryota; Fungi; Ascomycota; Eurotiomycetes; Chaetothyriales; Herpotrichiellaceae. The transcript has a single exon. Bases 1 to 1623 code for a protein of 540 amino acids. Gene Ontology annotation, biological process: aromatic amino acid biosynthetic process. Gene Ontology annotation, molecular function: 3-deoxy-7-phosphoheptulonate synthase activity.